CCAAAAUACCGCCAUAUUAAAAAACAACACAUUAAAAAUGCAGCAUGUUUUCAUUGGUACUGUGUCCUGAUGCUCUGUUGUUUACUGUAUAUGUGCUGCUGUCCUUUCAGUUAAAAGAAAGGACCGACAGGUCACUGAUAAACAAAAAGUCUUAUAGUCAUAUUUUUAAUAUUGCACACAACCACAAGAUGUUGCAAACAUUAGGCCAUAUAAAUGUGUCCACAGAGAUAAGACAACACAUCCUCCCUUAUUUUUUUAUUUUUUCACAUUAAACUGGUAGCUUUCCAAAUAGGCAAGGUAAGGUCAAAAAGAAACGUUUGAUAGAAAAACCUAAUAUUACACCAAACUAAAAACAAACUGAUAACUGCUAAGCAUAAAAUAAGCAUUUUAUUAGCAGCGAUCUAAAAUGCCCAUUUAGGGUGAAAUGUGACUGUUAAUAGGAAAUUAGGAAUUUUAUUGUAUUUUGUACGGUCUGUAUAACAGUGUUAAACUUAAAAUAGCUUAAAUAACUUAAAGACACUGUCAGUUCAGUUCAACAUCAUUCAGGCAAAACAUGAUAUUUAAAAGCAAACUCUGUUGCAAGAGAUGACCUGCUCCACCCAAAGAAAAGAAAUCUACUCUCUUAAUCUCAUCAGAUAUUUCACCAUAAUGAUAUAGCUUUAAAAGUCUGCUCCUACCGCACAAGUUUCUCUAAAGUUAUAAGGUCCCUUAUUGUAGAAAUGAGUCAGUCUUAUAUAUUAAUUUUGAUUGUCAUCCCGUUCAGUUUCUUUCAGUUAACAACAGGGAAAGAAUGUGUGUGCGAUCUGAAAAAUGUAGAUCCUCUAUUUCCUAAAGAUGAACUAAGAAAUGUGGAGACCACCGCCUUGAAAUGCAUCAGGAGCAUCACUUUAGAAAAGAUGACAGACUUAGACAGACUUGUGUUGGGUCUACAACAACGUAUCAAGCAACUUGAGGACAAUGUGGUCAAGUUAGAAAAAGAAAACGGCAAUCUGUAUGCAGCCGUGUCUCUGAGGAUCAUUGAGUUGGAAUUUGCAGAAAUUCAAAACCUUCUCAACAAACUCAACAGGACCACCAACGAUUACCAUCAUCUCAAUGCACAGGCUGCGACUCAGCUUGAAGAUAUGAAGUACACAAUGGUGGAUUUGGAGAAGUUUGACAAAAUGCAAGUGAUUAAAAAGAAUCGAGAGAAAGAAAGCAAGAAAUUGGAACAGUGCAAAGAUGAGCUCAAGGCUUCAUCACCUCCUCCUACAGUUUCCCCAGGGCGCUGUGGUCUGGGUCAGAUGGUCAGCGUGGCCGGACCUAGAACAUCUUCCCUCACUGCAUACAGCACCUCCUACUCUUACGGUGCUUGGGGUCGAGAUGUAAAACCUGCUCGAGGAGACGAGAACAAGUACUGGCUGGUGGUGCUGUCAAAUAGUAAUGUAUAUGGCCACUUUGUCCGUCAGUACGGCACCUUGAGUACUCUCUUAUUAGGUAUAGGACCGAAAGAUACAUACAUAUCAGGCUCCAAUCCCACAACAAACACAAUUCAGGGGUCAAACAUGGUCGUGUACGCCAAUGCUCUCUACUAUAACUGUUACAACACGUAUUCUGUCUGUCAGUUCAACAUGACGACUCGUGCUGUCAGUACAGUGGCUUUACCGAGUGAUACAGGUUACAAUAACAAGUUUCCAUUCGCACACCUCGGCACGACAUACAGCUAUACUGAUAUGGAUUUUACCACAGAUGAAUCAGGUGUCUAUGUCAUAUAUGCAACCACAAGCAACUUCGGAAAUGUAAUCAUCACUAAAGUCGAGACUAGUAACCCACCGGUUUUGGGCCAAACGUGGACCACUUCCCUUCACAAAAAGACUGCCACAAACACCUUCAUGGUGUGCGGUGUGCUUUAUGCGACUCGUUACCUGGAUAAAGAAACAGAACAGAUCUUUUACUCUUAUGACACCGAAACCAAAAAAGAGCGCUAUGAUUUGAAAAUAAAUAUCAAGAAGAUGAAGACUAAUAUUGAGUAUCUUAACUAUGAUCCCCGAGAUCGUUUACUGUACAUCUACAGUGAUGCCUACAUUUUAACUUACGAGCUUGUAUUUCAGUGAUUUUCUAUUGACUCAUUUGUAACAGGGGAUAUUGCCUUAUUUCUUAUUUCACAUAUGUCUGUACUAAAUAAAGUAUCCCAAAGGUACAGUAUACUAACGCUUUUAAGACUUGCAAAAACAAACAGGGGGACUGUGUUAUCAGAAAUAUUUUAUGAUAUCAUGUCCAAUUAUAAUUCCCUAUACUUUCCUUUCACCUGUGUAGUAUGUACAUUUACUGUAAAAAUUUAAAAUGCCAGAACUGCUUGUUUAGUGGAUGAAAAGCAUGUGUUUUUAUGUUCUACACAUAAAUAAACACAACACGCUUAUAUAUAUUUA
Molecule: messenger RNA, 2405 nt
Organism: Puntigrus tetrazona (Sumatra barb)
Lineage: Eukaryota; Metazoa; Chordata; Actinopteri; Cypriniformes; Cyprinidae
Product: olfactomedin-4-like
Biological process (GO): signal transduction
Source: RefSeq, a predicted model, not a curated record